Messenger RNA from Hibiscus syriacus, 1233 nucleotides. RefSeq names its product NAC domain-containing protein 2-like. The coding region runs from base 1 to 1233 and encodes 410 amino acids. The record is from RefSeq and is a predicted model, not a curated record. Gene Ontology annotation, molecular function: DNA binding. Lineage: Eukaryota; Viridiplantae; Streptophyta; Magnoliopsida; Malvales; Malvaceae. The transcript has 3 exons. Gene Ontology annotation, biological process: regulation of DNA-templated transcription.
AUGGAAGGAAAUUUCAUUAAAUCACUGCCUCCGGGUUAUAAGUUCAAGCCAACAGACGAAGAGCUGGUUGAUUUUUACUUGAAACGGAAAACCUACAAGAUACCAUUGCCACCCGUUAACAUCUUUAGGGAUGUUGAUCUCUAUAAGUAUGAUCCUUUUACUCUCACAGGGAUGUGUGAUAAUGCAACGUCGUGGAAUGACAUAACAACGGAGUGGUAUUUUUUCACACCAAGAGAUCGCAAAUACCCGAAAGGCUCGAGGCCUGGGCGAAGCGCCGGUGAUGGGUACUGGAAGGCAACUGGAAAGCCUACUCCGGUCAUCUCCGGAGAAGUGGAAGUCGGAUCCAAAAGAAGUUUGGUCUAUUGCAGAGGUAAAUCACCUAACGGUGAAAAAACCGAUUGGAUCAUGCACGAGUAUGUGUUAGCCCAGUCUCCACCAAGACAGAGACUUAACGACCAAGAUAUGCAACUUGAUUGGGUGCUUUGUAGAGUAUAUAAGAAGAGGGAACCAAGGUCAAAAUCUGGAAACCUAGUUGAAGGAUGCAAUGAUAAAGAACAAGAAGAAAAUGGGAUUUCAUCUGAUGCCUUGAAAACGGUGAUGCCACAACGAACUAGUUCAGUUCCUUUUUCCAAUCAAUACAAUGAUUAUAUGUUCCCACGGUAUUCGGAAUCUUUUGGUGCUGGGACAAUGCCUGCUCCAUUGGCAUCAAUGCCUCUUUAUCAUCAGUUUCAAUCCCAAGUGCCAACGUGGCAGCAUUUUUCCGGUGCCGGUUCUAGCAAUUUGAAUUUCACUGCGUCUAUGGAUCAAGAAAAGAAUUUCACAGCGUCUGAUGGGUUCACCUUAGAUGUACAACAAGAGGAAGUCGACAAUGGUGCAAUUUUAGCUAAGAGUGAAGCCGGAGUGAUGGAAAAUGGACAUGAUGCCUUGAAUACACUGAUUACUUUUCCCGGUGAAUUCGAUGACUGUCUGCUCCCAGAGUUUCCAGAUUUUUGUGAUUCCAUGUUAGGAGAAAACCCUACAAGUUACGGUUGCCAAGAAACUGUUUUUGAUGAUUUUAGUUUCACCUCAACACCUACUCCAUUGGCAUCAAUCUCUCCUAAUGAUCAGUUCCAACCUCUUCACUUUGAGCCGCAAAUGUUGCCCCAUCAGCAGCAGCAGCAGCUUUCUGUUGAUUAUCAAAGUAAUUAUAGUUUCACAGAGGCCGAUAGGUACAUUUUAAAUUUCGAAAAAUAG